Messenger RNA from Stereum hirsutum FP-91666 SS1, 1632 nucleotides. RefSeq names its product P-loop containing nucleoside triphosphate hydrolase protein. The transcript has 18 exons. Gene Ontology annotation, biological process: mitochondrial respiratory chain complex III assembly; protein insertion into mitochondrial inner membrane from matrix. Gene Ontology annotation, molecular function: ATP hydrolysis activity; ATP binding. The coding region runs from base 1 to 1632 and encodes 543 amino acids. Gene Ontology annotation, cellular component: mitochondrial inner membrane. NCBI's taxonomy places the organism in Eukaryota, Fungi, Basidiomycota, Agaricomycetes, Russulales, Stereaceae. The record is from RefSeq and is a predicted model, not a curated record.
AUGGAGACCGUCAAGGGUUUUCUUUCUCCCUUCGGGAAUGUCUCUGCGUCCAUGCAAGAUACACUGAAAUUGGUCGUCAUCGGAGGAACAGUAGAAACUGCUCGCAGAGCCUCAGUAUCUGCUUGGAAUGGUUUCGUAGAUUCAUUUUUCCUCACGGCUCACUUCAGCCAAGAUGAUUAUCCAUACGAUUGGUUGAUGCAUUGGCUGUCUAAGCAACCCGCAUGGGGACGUAGUCGCGAGUUUGAUAUCACCACACGAAGUGCAGGCCGCCGUGGUCUCACUACAGCAACUACGGGAGAUCUGAACGAAGAUGAAAUGGCAGAGGAGGACGGGAUCGAGGGGAGAAAUAAGCGCAAGGUGGCUUUCUUGCCUAGCUUAGAUACCCAGCACACGAUUUACUACCGAGGCCACUGGCUCCGCAUCACGCGGACGAAGAAGUUCGAGGAGUACGGCCAUUAUUCCUCACUCAAAAUCAGUGUUGUUGCGCGGAAUAACGAUAUCCUUAAGAAACUCGUGCUGGAGGCAAAGCGUGAGUAUGAGAAAGACACCGAACACCGUGUUCACAUUUACAUGGCCGACACUACUCAUGGAUGCUGGCGCUGGAAUGGUGCACGGGCCAAACGUCCCAUGACUUCAAUCGUCCUGGAGCCUGAAGUGAAAGAAAUGCUAUUAGCAGACUGCAAAGACUUCUUGAGUUCCGAGGACUGGUAUGCGGAACGCGGGAUUCCAUUCCGGCGUGGAUAUCUUCUGCAUGGUGUUCCGGGCAGCGGCAAAACGUCCCUAAUCCAUGCGUUGGCCGGCCAAUUAAAUCUUGAUAUCUACGUUGUUAGCCUUUCGUCGAAGGGUAUGAGCGACAAUACCUUGAACACCCUUAUGGGAAAUGUGCCGUCAAGAUGUAUCCUGUUAUUGGAGGACCUAGAUGCUGCAUUUACCCGCUCGGUCAGCCGCGACGCUUCUUCUACAGGCGCUCCUGGAGCUACCACCACUCCUGUGGCUACUGCAAAGACGCCUGCUGAGGCUGCUGCAAGCGACGGGUCGACUCUCAGCUUGAGCGGCCUUUUGAACAGCCUAGACGGUGUAGCGGCGGCAGAAGGCCGCCUUCUGUUUGCCACUACAAAUCACAUUGAGCGUCUCGAUCCUGCUCUCAGCAGGCCGGGUCGCAUGGACGUGUGGGUGAACUUCAAGAACGCGACCAAAUGGCAAGCUGAGGGUAUCUUCAAAUGUUUCUUCCCAUCCCGGACGGUUUCUCCAACGGCGUCUUCGUCCACGCAAGAUGCCUCGCAGAAGAACUUGCCUAUUUCGAAGCGAAGGGCCUCUUCGCAGGCUGUUCCAUUGCUCGCAGAUUCUGAACUGGCUGAAUUGGCCAAGCGCUUCGCAGAUGCUAUUCCUGAAGACGAAUUGAGUGUUGCUAGCUUGCAGGGUUAUCUAUUAAAGAACAAGACCCGCCCAAGAGAGUGCGUCGACGAGGUCGUCGGGUGGAUUAUUUCGGAGCGCGAGUCACGCGCGCGCCUCAGAAAAGAGAAGGAAGAGGUGAGUUGUUUCUGCUUCCAUACCUCGGUAGGCUAUGUAUUAAUGAAGUUCAUUGUACAGCGUGAGGCAAAGGAGAAGAAAGAGGUUUGCUUCUUCUUGUGA